Molecule: messenger RNA, 687 nt
Organism: Colletotrichum karsti
Lineage: Eukaryota; Fungi; Ascomycota; Sordariomycetes; Glomerellales; Glomerellaceae
Exons: 1
Coding region: 1-687 (228 amino acids)
Source: RefSeq, a predicted model, not a curated record
AUGGUGAAAUUAGAAACGCCACAAAAUGAUUACAUGGUAGCCAACACCAUAGCAAGUCUGCCUACACACGAAAAGUCCGAUCUCUGCAAGCUGGGACACGCAGAGACGCGCCAUAUGCUCGCAACAUUCGCUCAGGAGGCGUACGAUGACUACAUCCGCGGUCAGCCCUGCCCGUCGUACCUGACGACCCUCGUUCGCGUCAACGUCUUCCACGCCUUCGUUCAAAAUGCCCACGCCCUCGGUUUCAACUCCGAGUGGCUCACCUACGAGGCGAUCUCGCCCUUCAACAAAAUGGGCCCUGACCUGGGCCCAUCCACCACGACAAUCUCGUGCCCGGAGAAUAUGCGUCCCACAGCCCUGCAGCUAGCCGUCGAGCACCACCCCUGGAUCGACUUCUUCCCGCACCCGCAGAUGCGUGACAACUUUCUCCAGGUCGUAGCGGAGAAGGGGGAAGAUUACAUCGACGAGGAUGACAUGUGCCGGGACAUUGUCGACGUUGGGGCCGGGGCCGGGGUGGAGGAGGCGGCGCUGAUUGCGUGGGGCGAGCCGUGGGAUCCGAGGGGAUGGGAGGCGACGGAACCCUUCUUGAGGAAAUGGGGCUGGUUGCUGGUUGGUUGCGACGAGAUGUUGGAGGGAACAAAUCAUUGGCGAGAGAAGAGAGGGCUGAAGAAGCUUAAGUUUCACUGA